Pocillopora verrucosa is the source of this 3092-nucleotide messenger RNA. The record is from RefSeq and is a predicted model, not a curated record. NCBI's taxonomy places the organism in Eukaryota, Metazoa, Cnidaria, Anthozoa, Scleractinia, Pocilloporidae.
GGGAGUCUGUGCGUGCUCUCUUGAUGAAUGCUGUAGUAUCUGGUUAUGCAGUGGAUGAGACCCAGUGCAUGAAAUGUUUAGAACAUAUAGCCGAGGUCCGCUGUUACGACUGUCACACAUACACAAGAUUGUGUGGCCAUUGUGACCAGUUGGUCCACGAAAUGCAGCCAUUUCAUGAUCGUGAUGGGUCAACUGGUGGCUUUUUCAAACCAAUCCCACCAACACUGUCUUUGGACUCUAAUGGCAAAUGGGUUUUAGUCGAUCGUUUGUUACCAUCAUCAAGCGCAAGUUUGGUCUGCCCCUACUGCAACAGUUCAAAAACUAUCCAAAGAGUUGGAAAACAUAAUCGUUGCAUUGUUAUUAAUUUAAGGGGUAGGUUUGAUAUGAACCAUGUCCUGUUUAGAUGCCUUCAGUGCCAAAAAGACCUACCCACAUCCAAUCCAGUUGUUGUUACUCAGCUUGGAUUUUGGCCUGGUAGUGUCAGCAACAUGACCUAUGUUUUUGAUCCAGAGGUUUUUUUACACUGGGAUCUGUUCCAGAAGGAAAGUCCUGGUUGUUCCGAGAGAUCUUAUCUUACAUCUCUGGAACAGUUUUCUUUAAGAAAAGGAAGGGUUGGAACCAUCAACAGUAAUUCCUUUUCAUGUGCUUUUAAGGAGUGGAAAUAUUGCCAGUAUAAGGUUAAUAUUUUACGCCACAUGGAUUGGAUGAAGUGCCCAGCUUGUGAAGACUCUCAACAUUCAGUCCAUGUGGAUGGAAAUAUGAAGCUUUACAGAUUCAAGUCUGCUGGAUCAAGACAAAGAGAUUGUUUCUAUGGUGAUGUCUUUGUUGCCUCAAACACAGAGGUUGACAAGCACAUUCAAAAAGUGUACCAAGGCUCCAAACACAGUACCAACAAACAAGAUCAGAACAAUUGUGGUGAAACUAACUGGCGAGCAGCUAGUAAUACACUGCGCAAGAAAAAAAAUCUUUCAGAGACUGGAUUGGAAAUAGCUGGAUGCAGACACUCACUGGCACAGAAGGCUGUUAAUAUGAUGUAUGGUGAAAUUUAUGGGUAUGCCCACUAUCUUCAGAAAUCAUAUUUUAUUCCAAAACAGGUGAAGUACUUUUGGUAUGAUGUUGUUUGCAAGUUCUGGCCAUGGCUUCAAAAGCAUGAUGGUGAAUCGGCGAAAAAUAUGAAACCAGCAUUAUCCGUGAUGCAUGCCAAGGCCCACUCAUGGUCUUGUCAGGUUAUCUGGGGUGGUAGAUGGCAGAAUGGUGCUUCUGCAACCACUGGAGAGGAAGUGGAGCAAAUAAACAGACAUUUCUCUCGACUAGGCACCAGCACUAAGCAUAUGCUUCCUGAAGUUAAGAAAAAACAGUGUCAAGUCUUGCCUCCACAGGUGAAGAUGCAGCUAUCCACCAUAGAAAGUGAACUUUCAGGGAUCCUCAAGGAGCUUCAUGUUUCAGCUGAUGUGCUGUCUUCCUGGAAGGAAGAGAUCUAUCGUGCUGCCCAGAAAGAGCAGAGUUCUCAGUCCUCCAUAAAAGUAAUUAUUUCACCGCAAGAAAAAGAGUUUUUGAUAAAGACAUCACAAUCUCAAACCAUGCCAACAAGGCUUAAGAACCUGUGUGAAGCUGCCAAGGAGUUGUAUGGCCAGCAGUAUGACCGAGUAAUUGCAGGAUCUUCUGCUGGUCAUGAAAACGUGGCAUGCACAAAUGCUGGAGAAGUAGUUAGUGAUGGAGAAAAUAUUUUGGUGGAAAAAGUCUCUACCCAUUUAAGAAAUCGGAUGGAACGUCACCACUUCUCAAUUGCUCAGAUGGUGUACAACAUGGCAAGGCUGGGAGAUUCCAGUAAGCAGAGGACAAGGAUUCGGCGAAAAGUUUCCAUUGAGAAGGAAUUGUUGCAGAAGGUUGUCACAAAGUAUAAUCAACUGGUUGGGGAAAGUGCCAAGGUUUCCCUAGAAAGCAUUGAGAAUGGAGUCUUCCCGUGGCAUGUAACUGUUAGCUCAGUGGAUGACCGUGUUCCUCGGAGUACCAAGAGAGCGGCAGUGGAAAAGCAAAUGGAAAUCGAUAGGUUCAAAGAGGAGCUUCCGCUGAUAAAGAGAGAGAUGAACUCCUUCAUUUCGUUCUACAAGGAUCGAAUCAUUCCUGAAAUUGAUAAGAAGAAAAAGGAGUUACAAAUUUCUUUAAAUGAUGCCGUAGAUACAGGUUCUCAAGUGUGUCAAUUAGAUGAGGAUUGCACUACUGCAAGUGAAAACAACUUUGUGGAAAGAGUGUCAGAUUGUGCCGCUCUUUCUAUAAGUGGAAAGGUGACCAAGGGAAAGAUUUCUUUGUUGGAAGAGGGGAAGGAGUUCUGCUUGAAGCAGAUUGCACCUGGCUUGAAUGCUUUUUCGUCAGUGUUAUCAAAUGAGUUGCCGUCAUUUAAAGAGCUGGCUGUUAAUUCCGAGGACGAUGGUUCUGAGCAGGAGGAAGAGGAUGAUGUUGAAGAUGUGUCGGAAGGCGAAGAGGAUGAAGGGGACGAAGACGACCUAGGUGAAAACAUAUAUGUUUGGCGUUUCCCUCAGGACAUCAGUCAGAGUACGUUUAACAAACGUAAUGGAAGUAAUGCAUGCAGUUUUAUUUCUAUUCUUCUCGCAUGCCUUUUUAAAAGGAAAAAUAUGCAGAUUCCAGAGGAAGGAUUUCUGCCUAGUAAUGUACUCCAAAUAUUGUGCGGUUGUAUUGAGAUAGGAAAUCGAAUGUAUGACAUUUGUCGGGAUAGCCUUCCCAGCAGAUAUCUGUCUGUUCAAGAAGCUGCUACUCUCGUAUCCUUCUCCAAUAUGCAUGUGUCUGUAGCAGAGCCCUUACCAGUAAGAUUGGAAGAUGUUCACGAGUUGUCCACCUUGUGUGGGCAGUUACGUAAAUUGACCGACGAUAAAAUCUACUUUUUAAAUAUUGUAAUUAACGAGAAGACCUCUUUGUUUGUGCUUACUCCACCGAAUAUCAUGUAUAUUGACACACAUCUUCACGGAUCCAGUGGUGCUGUCAUAGUAAAAGGCUCCACAUUGAAUUUAAGUGACUUCUGUAAGUUUGUGUGGGCUUUGGAAGAACAUGACCAAAGUACUUUUGGAUAUAUAUGA